Messenger RNA from Purpureocillium takamizusanense, 396 nucleotides. RefSeq lists its product as uncharacterized. The record is from RefSeq and is a predicted model, not a curated record. The coding region runs from base 1 to 396 and encodes 131 amino acids. The transcript has a single exon. NCBI's taxonomy places the organism in Eukaryota, Fungi, Ascomycota, Sordariomycetes, Hypocreales, Ophiocordycipitaceae.
AUGGGCACACCAUGCACGCUACCGCACCUUGAAUACCCUUUGCCUUUCAUCAUCCCUGCCUUUUCGAGCUCGCAGAGCGCAGCAAUCUCCCUUGAGUCAAGCCAGUGCCUGGGCACCGACGGAAUGAGAGUGACGCUUUGUCGUCAACCUACCUACCAAGCCAAGGAUUACUUUUGCCCGUCACCCGCUUCUAGGCGCCAGCCACCGCCCGGUGGAUUCACCCGCGGGGCGCGGCAGGACGGCACUGCCUGCGAACACCUGGCAGCAGGGCGGGCGACGGAUGCCGUUGUCGGCCCCUUUCCGAGGAAGCGCCGUGGCCGGCUGUCUCUGCCGUUGCGGCGCCCGCUAAUCAUCCGGUUGUCUGGCUGCUUUUCUUCCGAAAAGCGCACGCCUUGA